This is a messenger RNA of Microsporum canis CBS 113480, 2184 nucleotides long. RefSeq names its product fibronectin type III domain-containing protein. The coding region runs from base 1 to 2184 and encodes 727 amino acids. NCBI's taxonomy places the organism in Eukaryota, Fungi, Ascomycota, Eurotiomycetes, Onygenales, Arthrodermataceae. The record is from RefSeq and is a predicted model, not a curated record. Gene Ontology annotation, molecular function: phosphatidylcholine lysophospholipase A1 activity; protein binding. The transcript is spliced from 7 exons.
AUGUACUUCUCACAUCUUCAUACUCUAUGUGCCUGUGUGGUGUUUAUUCUGCUUAGACAAGGGGUUCACGCAGAAGAUACCAUCUCCUCUACCAGCACACUCUCUCAUUCCAGCAAACCGACGAAAUCGAUUGAUUUUGCUUCUGCUUUGAAUGUUGAAGCAUCUGUUGCAGCACAGCUUAGACAGCUCGCCAAUAUACCAGCAAUCCCAAUCCCCGACGAUAUCAGCGACAUUCCAGAAUAUGAAAUCGUCCGCCGUUUGGCUCCUGCUAUGCCACCAAUUCAGGCAGGCGUCAACCUGCCCGAGGCGCAGGAGAUGAUAGCCCAGUAUCUCUCGUCAAUAAAUAAUGGCGAGACAGCAAAAACUGGAGCCAACUCACUCUUAGGGCGUAACCAAGGUGGCCUGAAGGUAAUGAUUGCUGGUGACUCUAUGACCCAAGGAGUCGAAGGAGACUGGACAUGGAGAUAUCGUAUGUGGCAAUGGUUUAAGGAAAACGGAAUUAGCGUCCAAUUUGUUGGCCCUCACACAGGCACGGUGCCGCCUCAGAAACCUAUACAGCCUCAGCCGCCGCUUUUAUAUGGCACCACACCAGCUCCUGUCCCAUAUAGUGCCUCUGGGGGUUAUGCUAAGGGGGUGGACCCUGCAUUCCUGUCUAACUGCAAUCACUUUGCUAUCUGGGGACGGGCUGCUGCCGUUAGCAAGGGCCUCGUCAAGGCAGCCGUAGAGCAAAAUCCAGCCGAUCUCAUGCUAAUUAUGUUAGGCUUCAAUGAUAUGGGCUGGUUCUAUAGUGACGCCUUUGGAACCAUCGAUAGUAUCGGUACUAUGGUUAACAAUGCCAGGUCGGUGAACCCAAAUAUGAAAUUUGCUAUUGCAACUGUUCCUCACCGCAGCUACAUUGGUGGACGAGAUGACUUGAUUGAGAAUACUAAUAUCUAUAAUAACCUUUUGCCUGGAUAUGUCGCCCAAUGGAGAACAUCCCAGUCUCCGGUGUUUCUAGUGGAUCUUGCCAAUAACUAUGAUUGCCAUCCGGGAGGUUGUCCUGCUGGUUACGAUGGCCUUCACCCCAAUGCUUGGGGGGAGUAUCAGAUUGCCAAUGCAUUUUCCAGAACCUUGGUCGGAGAUUUCAAACUCGGUUCAAAGCCCCUUGAUGUCCCAUCCGCCAGUGACCCUAGUCUCAUACGAGAUCUCCCAACACCAUCGAACUUUCAGGUUUUCUCUUCACCUCAAGGUGUAACUGCCACUUGGGACCCAGUUCAACCGCUGGGACUCUCAGUGGCCAAUCGAUGUGGAUUCACGGUGACAUGGGAUCCUCCAAGUGGUCCUUACACCGAUUCCAUUGUAGAGUACAAUGUUAUCUACUGGGAUUGGAAUGCUGACCACUGUCAGUUCAUUAGCGGUGCUGCCUUCAAGAGCUCCCCUGCAACUAUUACUAGCUUAAGUCCAGGAGUCAACUAUCUUAUAGCCGUUGUGACAUGGAACAAGAAUGGCCAGGGUUUCCCCUUCAUUGGCCACAAUGCGGUUCCUGGUGCAAAAAAACCCGGUAUCCCCAGUGGUUUAUUAAUCGAACCCCAAGACCAAUCAUCUGUCCGUCUUACAUGGAGCCCCUCUGAUUCUGCCGGUGGCUAUCACAUUUGGAGUCGUAACAUUCAUGGGACAGACAAGCUUAAGAUUAUUGCCAAUGUAACAGAGAGUACAUGCAAUGAGGAAUACUUCUUGUUUCCAGGUGUUUGGAACUACGCCUUUGCUCUUUCAGCUUUCAACGGUAACGACGAGUCCGAGGUAGGCCCUGAGAAAGUUGCUCCUUCGGCCACAAUUGCACCAGGUAAAGGAACGGGGCCCAAAUGCCCUGCAAAAGAACCGUGGUGUCCAGAAGGAGGAAGUGUUUCCGUCCCACCGGGCUCGCCUACUCCCACAAAGACUUUCCCCGGCGGUGGCCUGCCAACAAAUACAAAUGUUCCUAUCGUUACUGGUGGACACUGUGCAGGGCCGGACUGCAAAAGUAGCCAAUGCACAGAUACCAAGAUAUCCUCUGUGCAAGCCUGGGUUGUUCGGGUGUCGACUGUUACCGCGGCCACUGUAUUGGUCGCAGAUGCUGUCAUCCUGCAGGUGGCCAGCCGGGUGGUAGUGCUGAAGCUCCUCGUCCUGAUCCUGAAGAGCCAGAUGGUUGCACAACUCGCACCCUGA